This is a messenger RNA of Cryptomeria japonica (Japanese cedar), 2882 nucleotides long. RefSeq names its product probable folate-biopterin transporter 4. The transcript is spliced from 8 exons. Bases 488 to 2191 code for a protein of 567 amino acids. The record is from RefSeq and is a predicted model, not a curated record. Gene Ontology annotation, cellular component: membrane. Lineage: Eukaryota; Viridiplantae; Streptophyta; Pinopsida; Cupressales; Cupressaceae.
AACGUGUCCAAAAACACACCUCACUGCAAGGUUGACACUUUAACGGGCAAAAGGCCGCACAAGAGCCUAUCGGCUAAAUAUAGAUAAAAUAAAAUUUCCUUUUGACCAAUUGUAGCUUCUGACUUUUGUAACCCUCAAAUUUCAAAACACGAAAAAAAAACAAAUGCAUUGCGUGGAUAGCAACGCUCAUUUUGCAAGCAUAUAAAUCAGCGCUAUCACGAAAUCUUCCGUUGCUUUAUUUGUUAUCGGUACUUUAAUUAGAGGAGAAGGAUUUAUCCCAGAAAGCGCUAGCAAAAAAACAGUAUUGUCUUCGCCUGUUUUGGCGGGUUUGCAACUAGAUAUUUGGUUCUUUGGUACGGUGGAUGUUAAAAUUCUCCUGUUCUAUUCAUUUUCUUGAUUUCUAAAUAUUUUCUAAAGGACGAAAUAGUAGCUGAGGAGCUACAGACAAAUUGGAGAUCCAAUUUUGUGUGGAGUAUAUUUGAGCACCAUGAAUUGGAUUAGGCAGUUGCAGAGCAGCUUUGGGAUUCCAUUCCUUCUUCUUAUUUGUCUGAUAUACUGGACUCAGGGUUUUAGAUCCUUUGCAUGGACUGCAGUUUCAUACCAGUUGAAGGAUGAACUUAAAUUGAGCCCUUCUGCCUCUCAAUUUUUGGUUUCAAUUGCAUUUUUCCCAUGGAGUAUAAAACCUCUAUAUGGAAUAUUGUCAGACUGUGUACCCAUUCAAGGCAGAAAGAGGUUGCCAUAUUUAAUUAUAGCAAGCAUCCUUUCACUGGUUCCGUGGCUUUUCCUUGGGGUCAUCAAAUCUUUGAGAAAUUCAUAUGCCUUUCUCACUAUACUUUUGACAUUUCAAAAUUUGGGUUCAGCAAUGGCUGAUGUUGUUAUUGAUGCAAUGGUUGCAGAGGCUGCAAGGCAGGAAAGGGCAGCUUAUGCUGGUGAUUUGCAGUCGCUAUCAUGGUUGGCUAUGGCAAUUGGAGGCAUAGCUGGCAGUUUAAUUGGUGGCUAUGCACUAUCUAACUUGAGGAUCCACAUGAUAUAUCUUCUUUUCUCCAUAUUUCCAACAGUUCAAUUGUUUGCCUGUAGCUUGGUUGAAGAAAAGUCUUCAAGCAGUUUUAGGACAGUUGAACAGGUAAAUACUGGGGUCACCAAUGAACAAGCACCUCCUGACAUGCCAAAAAGUAUACUUGAAAAGUCAGAUGAGAAGGGUGAUGGAGGAGAAUCUGAAUUCUCUCCACAAGUCAGUACUGAUUGUCUGGAAGAACAAGUUAUGCGAGAUGAUGAAGAUUGGGUUAAAAUCCAGAAGAAAAAAUCAGGAGAGAUUGUAGAAGAAAUUAAUGAGAGGAUGCAAGAUGAGACAUCCACGAAGGGAGAAAUAUCUGUUUCUGAGGAUAAGCAUUCCUUACUUGACAUUCACAAAGUAGAUGGUAUGAGAAGAAGGAAGAAACCUGAUGGAAUUGAGGGGGAGAAGAAAGUAUCUGAGGCUGAGUCAAAGAGAGUUGAUCAUCAAGAUCGCAGAGAAAAACAAUGGCUCCUUAAUGUGAAGUCUACAUAUAGUACUCUAAUUCAGGCAAUGAGACAACCUAUAAUUUUACGGCCAAUGCUGUGGUUCUUUCUAGCUCAAGUUACAAUUCCAAACAUCUCAACUGUCAUGUUCUACUACCAGACAGAUGUUCUCCAUCUAGAUGCAUCAUUUUUGGGAGCUGCACGGGUGGUUGGAUGGGGUGGAUUGAUGCUGGGAACAUUCAUUUAUAACCAUUAUCUGAAACGUGUGCCUUUGAGAAACAUAUUCUUGGGAACUCAUAUCAGCCUUUCUUUUCUCACAUUCCUUGAUGUCAUCUUGGUGUCACGCGUCAAUGUUUCACUUGGUAUAUCAGACAAAGCAUUUGUUAUUUGUUCAUCAGCUCUUGCAGAUGCUGUAAAUCAGUUUAAGUUGAUGCCUUUUUUGGUGUUGUCUGGGAGGCUAUGCCCACCUGGAAUUGAGGGUACCCUGUUUGCCCUUUUUAUGUCUAUAAAUAAUUUUGGGGGCACAGUAAGUUCAUUCUUUGGAGCAGUUCUAGCUUCAGCCCUGCACAUUUCAUCAGAUAGAUUUGACAAUCUUGCUCUUGGAAUUUAUGUUCAAGCUGUGUGUACUCUUAUACCGGUCUGCUUUCUGUUCUUAAUUCCAAAGAAAGCUACAGGCAGCUCAUCUCAAGAGUGAAAAUCAACUUGGAAUGCUAAAUCUGAAGGCAUAUAUGCCUCUCUAUUUGCUGGUGCAUUAUUUUCUUGUGUACAUUUGAUUGUGGUUGCACCUUCUACACUGUACGUAAAACGCUCUUUUGAAGCAGCUACAGGAGAAUGUGAUGUAAAUCAUUCUUUCCACAAUUGGGAAUUUGUGGGCCCCUUUAAUAGCUGUUAUUCGGGGGCGACAAUAGGCUCCCACAAGUUUAUUAAUCAAAUUGGCUGAAGCAUUCUUUUCUGUCUUGUUGAGCAUAGCUAUGCUUCAUGCUCUUCAUUGAUAGACUCCUAUUAAGCUGAAAGGGGAUAUGAACUCCUGAGUAAGUAGUUUCAGUUCUUGGGAACAAAUGGGUAAGACCAAUCGUGAAGUUUUAUAUUUGAUCCAACAUGCAAUAUUACUAAAUUCAUUGAAGAGUCAGAUCUCAGUUUUGUGUCAUUACAUAAGUGGUGGGUACAUCUAUUUGUAAUCUCAGUUGAUUUCACUUUGGAAUCGGGCCCAUUGAUAUAGUCUUCAGAACUUUUUCCUCUGAAGAAUGAGGCUGUAUUAUGUUGAGUACAGUUGGCUGGUCAAUUUACUAUAUAAGAAUAAGAACAUGGUGUGACAACUAGAUAUGAACAUAAUGAACAUAUCCUUGCGUGUGAGACACAAUUAUUAAAAUUUACACUUUUGUGCA